Macadamia integrifolia is the source of this 3153-nucleotide messenger RNA. RefSeq names its product xanthine dehydrogenase 1-like. The transcript is spliced from 10 exons. NCBI's taxonomy places the organism in Eukaryota, Viridiplantae, Streptophyta, Magnoliopsida, Proteales, Proteaceae. Bases 691 to 2952 code for a protein of 753 amino acids. The record is from RefSeq and is a predicted model, not a curated record. Gene Ontology annotation, molecular function: oxidoreductase activity; iron ion binding.
CUGGAGAAACUAUGCUGGGUCUUUGAAGGGGUGAAUCCUUUCAGUUAUGAUAAGCAUACAUGCAAAAUCUCUGGAUUUGAGAUUCAAUGAGAAGUUUUAGACAUUUCUCUUUGACUGUUGGAUUGGUAUCAAUGUUCAGUCUAGCCACUUCUAUCAGUAUCCAAAUUUAGAAGAGGUUGCAUAUCUUUUUUUGCUUCUAAUUUGAGUAGGAAAGAGGAAAGGAAACAGCAUCGGACAUUUGGGAUCAUUUAUGAAGCCUUGUAAUUGGUUUUUCCCUCAAGUUAAUGGAAAAUGGUUUUCCUCUUGCCCUUUUUUUCCGUUUCUCCUGAUCUCUUGAUGUUUGGAUGCUUUCAAGUCUCUCUCCAUGUGGUCCUUGAACUCUACUGGUUGAAGCUUGAAAGAAAUUUCUAUUUCGUCUUCUCAUUUCAAUAUCACCUUUUUAUUUGUUUUAUUUUCUGAUGCCCCCUUUAUGCACACUUUGUUUCAGCGUAAAAUCUCAAUUUACCAUCCAUACCUCCAUCGGCCCACCAUCCACUAACAUCCAUUUAUUUUUGCCUCUAGUCUCAAUCGGUCAGCUCUAAACCACUCACCAGUUCCAUGUGUAUAACAAACUUAGAGUUCCUAUAAUUCCCUAUUGUUUUAAGUUUCAACACAGAAUCAUCUUUGUUUGGUUUUUGAUAUCAUAACCAUAUGCAGGUUACAGGGGAGGCUGAAUAUGCUGAUGACACACCUAUGCCUCCUAACGGUCUACAUGCUGCAUUGGUAUUGAGUAGAAAGCCUCAUGCUCGCAUCCUAUCCAUAGAGGAUUCAGACGCCAAGUCUUCACCUGGUUUUGAGGGUUUGUUUCUUCAUAAGGAUAUACCUGGUACUAAUAAAAUUGGACCAGUUAUUGAUGAUGAGGAGCUUUUUGCUUCAGAGUUUGUAACUUGCGUGGGUCAGGUUAUAGGGGUAGUUGUUGCUGAUACCCAUGAAAAUGCAAAAUUAGCUGCAAGAAAGGUCCGUAUCAACUAUGAAGAACUCCCUGCAAUUUUAUCCAUAAAGGAUGCCAUUAAAUCUAACAGUUACCAUCCUAAUACUGAGAAAAUUUUGGAGAAAGGGGAUGUGGAACUUUGUUUUCAGUCAGGUGCAUGUGACAAAAUUAUAGAAGGGGAGGUUCAAGUAGGUGGACAGGAGCAUUUCUAUUUGGAGACAAAUAGCAGUCUGAUAUGGACAACAGAUGGUGGCAAUGAAGUUCAUAUGAUUUCAUCCACUCAAGCUCCUCAGAAGCACCAGAAAUAUGUUUCUCGUGUUCUUGGUCUUCCAAUGUCAAAAAUUGUUUGCAAAACAAAGCGAAUUGGUGGUGGAUUUGGUGGGAAGGAAACCAGGUCAGCCUUCAUUGCUGCUGCGGCUUCUGUGCCAUCAUAUAUUUUGAAUCGGCCUGUAAAAAUAACAUUAGACAGGGAUAUAGACAUGAUGAUAUCUGGGCAACGGCAUAGCUUUCUUGGAAAGUACAAGGUUGGAUUCACAAGUGAUGGGAAGAUUCUGGCUUUGGAUCUUGAAAUCUACAAUAAUGCCGGAAAUUCGCUGGACCUGUCUGUGGCAGUCCUUGAGCGUGCUAUGUUCCACUCAGAUAAUGUCUAUGAGAUACCAAAUUUCAGAAUCAAUGGAAAAGUUUGCUAUACUAAUUUUCCUAGUAACACAGCUUUUCGGGGAUUUGGUGGGCCUCAAGGCAUGCUUAUUACAGAAAACUGGAUCCAACGAGUCGCCACGGAGCUUAAGAAGAGGGUUGAAGAGAUAAGGGAGAUCAAUUUUCAAAGAGAAGGAUCUAUUUUGCAUUAUGGUCAACAAAUUCAACACUCCACACUAGCCCAAGUUUGGAACGAAUUGAAGUCAUCUUGUGAAUUUUUUAAGGCCCGGGAGGAAGUUGACCAAUUUAAUCUGCACAAUCGAUGGAAGAAGCGGGGAGUUGCUAUGGUUCCAACAAAAUUUGGCAUUUCCUUCACAACGAAGUUCAUGAAUCAGGCUGGUGCUCUUGUGCAAGUUUACACUGAUGGAACUGUUUUAGUAACCCAUGGGGGUGUCGAGAUGGGACAAGGUCUACACACGAAGGUUGCUCAGAUUGCCGCUUCAUCCUUCAAUAUUCCUCUCAGUUCUGUAUUUAUAUCAGAGACAAGUACUGACAAGGUCCCAAAUGCAUCACCAACUGCAGCUUCUGCCAGUUCUGACAUGUAUGGAGCAGCAGUUUUGGAUGCUUGUGAGCAGAUUAAAUCACGGAUGGAACCUGUUGCAUCUAGACAUAAGCACAGUUCUUUUGCUGAGCUUGUAAGCGCGUGCUACAUAGAGAGGAUAGACCUUUCUGCACAUGGAUUCUACAUUACACCUGAGAUUGGGUUUGAUUGGAAAACUGGUAAAGGAAUCCCAUUCAGUUAUUUCACCUAUGGCUCUGCAUUUGCCGAGGUUGAAAUUGACACUUUGACUGGAGAUUUCCACACAAGAAGAGCAGAUGUUAUGUUUGAUCUUGGAUUUUCUCUGAAUCCAGGCAUUGAUGUGGGACAGAUUGAAGGGGCCUUUAUACAAGGUUUGGGUUGGGUUGCCUUGGAAGAGCUAAAAUGGGGAGAUGCAGAGCAUAAGUGGAUUCCACCUGGCCAUUUAUAUACCUGUGGACCUGGAAGUUACAAAAUUCCUUCUGUUAAUGAUAUCCCUCUCAAAUUCAAUGUUUCACUUCUCAAGGGUGUCCCUAAUCCAAAGGCCAUUCAUUCAUCUAAAGCUGUCGGAGAGCCUCCAUUCUUCCUUGCCUCAUCGGUUUUCUUCGCCAUUAAAGAUGCGAUCAUAGCUGCAAGAGCAGAUUUGGGUUGUAAUGACUGGUUUCCACUUGAUAAUCCAGCAACUCCAGAGCGGAUUCGGAUGGCUUGUAUAGAUGAUUUCUCUGAGCGAUUUGUGAAGUCACAUUUCCACCCAAAACUUAGUGUGUAGUGCAUUUCAUUUUUGGCUUCUGAUUGUUCCUUUAUUGAAAUCCCAUUUCUGGAUGCUUCAAAUUUGUACAUCUUAUGUGGCUAUACAAACCCUACCCAAAAAAAAAAAAAUAAUGUAAGUAUACAAAUAAUCGUUGUAAGAGGUUCUGAGCAAAAAUAAGUCAAUCAGGUAAUGCAAAGUUCUCUCCUUAUUCUUUUUUCU